CAAGAACCCCCUGACCCCCUUUCUAGUAGCGUCUACCGGGGAAGGAGAGUCGUGACAGUUCCUCCACGAGGUGUGUUACACAACUCGCCUCCUCAACCAUCUAUCCGCCGGACAACAAAUAGAGACGCGUGUCGACUGGGAGAGCCACCAGAAAACUUCGGGAGGUGACGAAGUGGUGAGGCAUUACAGGAAGUGACGAAGUGUUAUAGGAAGUGGUGAUACAUUAAAGGAAGUGACGAAGUGUUAUAGGAAGUGGUGAUACAUUAAAGGAAGUGACGAAGUGUUAUAGGAAGUGGUGAUACAUUAAAGGAAGUGACGAAGUGUUAUAGGAAGUGGUGAUACAUUAAAGGAAGUGACGAAGUGUUAUAGGAAGUGGUGAUACAUUAAAGGAAGUGACGAAGUGUUAUAUGAAGUGGUGAUACAUUAAAGGAAGUGUGGAAGUGUUGCAGAAGGUGAAAACAAGUGCUACGGGAAGUACUGUACUGAAAUUACGUGUACUAAGUGUUACAGCGAGUGAGAAGAGUGUUAUAAAAAGAGUGAAGGACCAGGAGGCAUACUUUUGAAACCAUGUUGAAGUGUUGUGUUGAAGUGUCAUGGCCAGUGGGAGCAACCUAUCGCUCUUAGACACUUCAUCCACCCACUCCACACCUUCCUCAGCGCACUACUCUCCUCCUUCCUCCGCCCACUCUACGCCCGCCACCCACUCUACGCCCGCCGCCUCUCACUCAGCACCAACUACGCCCGUCGUCACCACAGUUCGCUGGGCCGAGAAACGAACUGCUCUGAAAGGCAUUGUCAUGGUGGCAGACGUUGAGAACCAGAAGACACCACUUGUGACAGCCAUGGAGCUGCAGUCACUUAAGGCAGGUGAUGUCAACACUUUCCUGGAGGGUGAUGAUGACCCUGGCAUACGCAACUUGAUUCAGAAAUGGGGCGCAGCAUCAGUGUGGCGACCCCUCCUUAGUGAUGACCAAGCAGCCCAUCAGACAACCUCACUUCAUGUUGCUGCUAAAAAGGGAGCACUUAAAUGUUUACAGGUUUUAUUAGAUGCCAAUCCACCUAAAGAUGUUCUUGAUGCCCCAGAUCAUGAUGGAAGAACACCACUCUUGGUGGCAGUCUCUGAAGCACAGGCGGAAGUUGUUGAAAAGCUCCUCAAUGCUGGAGCUCAUAUUAACGCUCGUAAUGAUAAAGGUCAGACUGCGCUUCACAUCUUGACCUUUGCCAUAUCUAAAGGGGUUAAAAAUGAUGGAAUUUUAGAUAAAAUAACAGACUUACUCUUAUCUCAUAAGGACAUUGAUUUGGAACCUCAUGCAGAACUCACACCACUAGCUGUAGCUGCAUCAAGGUUACCUCAAGGUGACGGGGCUCCUAGAAGAGGUGGUCUUAUCAAAUUUUGUAAAAAAAUGGUAAAUGCUGGUGCUUCUCUUCAGGAAAAUGGAGGGGAUGGCACUAUUGAGGAAAUUCUACAAGGCAAACGAGCCCUUCCUUCCAUCCUGAUGGGUGGUGAUCGCUGUCCUGCACCUAGAAGACCUGCAGCAUCAGAAUUCCUUGAUAUGGUAUUAAUGGGAAGCGGUAUACAGGAUAUACAGGUGUUCUUGCAAAAUAAAUCUGCUGAAGAUGCUCGUGCUGCAGUCAAUAGUCGACUUGGUAAACAAACUCUACUUUUCUAUGCUGCUAACAUUAGCAAUGAAUCAUUAAUUAAAACAUUAAUUGAGGCCGGUGCAAAUGCUUGGGCAUUUGAAAUAACACAUGAACUGCCCAUUCAUCGUGCUGCUGCCCGAGGGCACUUAUCUAUUUUCAAUCGUAUCAUUGAUCAUAUGAAAGGGGACAAGAGAUCAGUAGAUCUCAGAGAAUAUACUGUUAGUAUUGUCCAAAAACUGAUGGAGAACAGUAAAAAACAAAAAGUACCUUCUCCUGACAUUAGCCAUUUAGAUUGUUUACGAAGAUUAAUGCAAGACGAUGUUCUCUUGAAUGUCAACCAGGAAUGGAUGGGUAAGACUGUACUGCAUGUGGCUGCAUCUUUUAAUAAUCAGGAGGCCAUGAGUGUGCUUUUGUGUAAGGGGUCAUUCCUUGGUGCUCGCCAAACAAUAGCAGGCAAGACCCAAGGUAUUAUCCUGGAAUCAAUUCUUCCAGCAACUCUGGAACGAGCUAUGGAUGGCUGUAUUACACACCAGCCAGCAAACAGAGAUGACGGUGAACCAGAAAAUGUUCUAAAUGAGGAAUACACAUUGAAAUUGGACUUUCAUUUUCUCUUACCUCCAGUCAAUGAUGAUAUAAAGAAAGAGGUAAAAAGUACUAAUGAAGUAGAAGCACUGAUGGACAUUAAUAGGAGUAAAAGGCACCGACAAACCAUAAAACAUCCACUCGUACAGUGUCUGUUGUAUGCAAAGUGGCGGAAGGCUCUACCUCUUUACCUUCUCAAUCUAGGACUUUACUUCUUCUUUGUCAUUAUGCUUACAGGAUUUGUUUAUAGUAUGAAAGAUUUGCGUGUACUUGAAGCUCAGGCAAAAAUGGCUGGCAAUUCUGGAUCUUCCAAUACUACUCUGGAUCUGGAAGAACAGAUAUUAAGUCAACAAACAACAGUGCAUUGGCUCAUGGGAUUCCUUAUCCCACUCACUAUAUACAUGAUUAUAAGGGAGGCAUUCCAAGUUUUCUACACCAGGGAAGUCUACCUUAAGAAUAUUGAGAACUACUUAGAAAUAUUUUUAGUUGUGGUUGUGGUCGUUCUGUGGUGCACAACACUUGGCGCCGACGUCACCCGCCACCUUGCUGCUUGGGCUAUGAUUGUUGCCUGGUACGAGUUCGUGCUUAUUCUUGGUCGAGCUCCCCCCCUUGCCAUCUACAUUACAAUGCUUCGACAUGUCUCGUGGAACUUCCUAAAGCUCAUCUUCUUGUAUGGUGCCCUCAUUCUAGCUUUCACCAUAAGCUUCAACAUCAUCCUACAACCUACUACUGAUGGGCAGGAUUCAGACUUCAGUAAUUUCUGGUCAACACUGCCAAAGGCAAUCGUAAUGGCAACUGGUGAAUUUGAAUACUCAGACCUGAGUGAGCAGUUCUCUCGCAAGUUGCUGUUCUUCACGUCGGCCAUACUUAUCUUCCUUCUCUUCCUAUUCCUGAUUUUUCUGGUCCUCAUGAAUGUUAUGAAUGGACUGGCAGUCACAGACACACAGCAAGUGGUAGAUGAUGCCAAACUCUACUCCCUUACUUCACGCCUGGAACUCGUCUACCUCACUGAAUCUUUGUUCCUUAGUUGUCCAGGCUUGAGGUCUUAUGUUGACAAAAUUCACCUACUGUCAGGAUGCAAGUACAGGCCCAUUCUGUUUGCACAGAUUAAUAAGCCCAAGAAAGAAGAAAGACUCAUAUCUGGGAAAAACAAAGAAUUCCUUAGUAAACUGGAUGAUGACACAGCUGAUUGCCUCAGAAUCCAUCGCCUGCAGUGUAUAGAAGAAGAUCAGAAGAGUUGUGGUGAUCCUUUGAACCAGUUCCUCCCUAUCUUGCAAGAGUUACAAGAUAUUGUCAGGAAUCAUCCUCAACUUGUACAACAAGCUGCAUCUACUGUGCACCCUGGAAAUUAAGACAUAGUUUUUUAUGCCUAUACAAGGCUAUUGGUCAAAUAUAAUUUAAUGACAACAUCAAGUCUACUGGUGUUGGAAUGUCACAUUGUAGGGUUAUGUGAUAUUAUAUUGUCUAGCUCUCAGAAUGGAUGGAUGGAAACUCUAGGUGGUGGUUUUCUUAUAUAAAAUAUAUUACCGUAUAUACAAGACAGUCUGGUGCUGGAGAUGCCGUGUUGUGAGAAGUUUGGUCAAGAGACAUGUUGAGUGAGUAGUGUGCUUGAGGAGGUAUCUGUGCAGAAGCUUGGAGAUGUUGCAUGUUGCUGUCCUCCAGGUUGAAUGAGAGCUGGACAGCGAGGAGCUUGCUUGGAGGAGGUGUUGCGUGUUCAGGAACGUAGAG
This is a messenger RNA of Homarus americanus (American lobster), 3951 nucleotides long. Its product is annotated as transient receptor potential channel pyrexia-like. The transcript is spliced from 7 exons. Bases 594 to 3575 code for a protein of 993 amino acids. Gene Ontology annotation, molecular function: monoatomic ion channel activity; protein binding. Gene Ontology annotation, cellular component: membrane. Gene Ontology annotation, biological process: transmembrane transport; monoatomic ion transport. The record is from RefSeq and is a predicted model, not a curated record. NCBI's taxonomy places the organism in Eukaryota, Metazoa, Arthropoda, Malacostraca, Decapoda, Nephropidae.